Messenger RNA from Belonocnema kinseyi, 923 nucleotides. It is a transcript of the gene RpS2, whose product is annotated as 40S ribosomal protein S2. NCBI's taxonomy places the organism in Eukaryota, Metazoa, Arthropoda, Insecta, Hymenoptera, Cynipidae. Gene Ontology annotation, molecular function: RNA binding; structural constituent of ribosome. The transcript is spliced from 3 exons. The record is from RefSeq and is a predicted model, not a curated record. The coding region runs from base 52 to 891 and encodes 279 amino acids. Gene Ontology annotation, cellular component: ribosome; cytosolic small ribosomal subunit. Gene Ontology annotation, biological process: translation.
GCUACACCAUUAGUCUUUCUUCUGUACUCCGUGCCGAAAGAAAGAUUGACUAUGGCGGACGCUGCUCCAGCCGCACGUGGUGGUUUUCGUGGAGGUUUUGGGGGUCGAGGUGGUGAUCGUGGAGGUCGCGGUGGACGAGGAGGAAGAGGUCGCGGUCGUGGACGUGGCCGUGGACGUGGAAAGGAAGACGCCAAGGAAUGGGUUCCAGUUACCAAAUUGGGUCGUCUCGUAAGAGACGGCAAAAUUCGCACCCUGGAGGAAAUUUACCAUUUCUCCCUUCCCAUCAAAGAGUUCGAAAUCAUCGACUUUUUCCUUGGCGCUGCUCUUAAGGAUGAGGUUUUGAAGAUCAUGCCCGUCCAGAAACAAACCCGAGCUGGACAACGGACUCGUUUUAAGGCUUUCGUCGCCAUUGGAGACAGCGCCGGCCACAUUGGUUUGGGUGUGAAGUGCUCCAAGGAAGUAGCGACUGCAAUUCGAGGUGCCAUCAUCCUCGCUAAAUUGUCGGUCGUUCCUGUGCGUCUUGGCUAUUGGGGUAACAAAAUCGGUAAGCCCCAUACAGUACCUUGCAAGGUGACUGGCAAGUGUGGAUCCGUCCAGGUGCGCUUGAUUCCCGCACCCAGAGGAACGGGAAUUGUGUCUGCUCCAGUACCGAAGAAGCUUCUGCAGAUGGCGGGUAUAGAGGAUUGCUACACCUCCGCAAGGGGAUCCACUUGUACUCUUGGUAAUUUCGCCAAGGCUACCUACGCUGCCAUCGCAAAGACGUACGCGUACUUGACCCCAGAUCUCUGGAAGGAUGUUCCUCUGCAAAAGGCUCCUUACCAGGAGUUUGCUGAAUAUCUGAGCAAGAAUCAUCGCCCCAUUCAAGGCUCCAGACCGGCCGAGACUGUUUAAAUGAAUAAACUACAGCCUCCCUGAAUGCUAAA